Messenger RNA from Cavia porcellus (domestic guinea pig), 933 nucleotides. RefSeq names its product olfactory receptor 1D2. Gene Ontology annotation, biological process: G protein-coupled receptor signaling pathway. The coding region runs from base 1 to 933 and encodes 310 amino acids. Gene Ontology annotation, cellular component: plasma membrane. Lineage: Eukaryota; Metazoa; Chordata; Mammalia; Rodentia; Caviidae. The record is from RefSeq and is a predicted model, not a curated record. The transcript has a single exon. Gene Ontology annotation, molecular function: G protein-coupled receptor activity; olfactory receptor activity.
AUGGACGGGGGUAACCAGAGUGAAGACUCCGAAUUUCUGCUCUUGGGCCUCUCAGAGGUUCCCGAGCAGCAGCACACUCUGUUUUGGACAUUCCUGUCCAUGUAUCUGGUCACAGUGACAGGAAAUGUGCUCAUCAUCCUGGCCAUUGGCUCUGACCCUUGCCUGCACACCCCAAUGUACUUCUUCCUGGCCAAUCUCUCCUUCACCGACCUCUUCUUUGUCACCAACACAAUCCCCAAGAUGUUGAUGAACCUUCAGUCUCAGAACAAAGCCAUCUCCUAUGCAGGGUGCCUGACUCAGCUCUACUUUCUGGUCUCCUUGGUGGCCCUCGACAAUCUCAUCCUGGCUGUGAUGGCGUAUGACCGUUACGUGGCCAUCUGCCGCCCCCUCCACUACACAGCAGCCAUGAGCCCCAGGCUCUGUGUCUUGCUCCUCACUGGGUGUUGGGUCCUGUCUAUCUUCUACGGUCUUGUUCAUACUGCUCUCAUGACCAGAGUGACAUUCUGUGGGUCUCGCAAGAUCCACUACAUCUUCUGUGAGAUGUAUGUCCUGCUCAGGCUUGCCUGUUCCAACACUCACAUCAAUCACACAACGCUGAUUGCCACAGGCUGCCUCAUCUUCCUUGCUCCUUUUGGGCUUAUGAUCAUGUCCUAUAUCUGUAUUGUCAGAGCCAUUCUCAGAAUACCCUCAGCCUCACACAAGUACAAAGCUUUCUCCACUUGUGCCUCACAUUUGGCUGUGGUAUCCCUCUUCUAUGGGACACUUUGUAUGGUAUACCUGCAGCCCCUCCACACCUACUCCCUCAAGGAUUCAGUAGCCACAGUGAUGUAUGCCGUGGUGACUCCCAUGAUGAACCCUUUUAUCUACAGUCUCAGGAACAAGGACAUGCACAGAGCUCUGGGAAGACUCCUAAGGAAACCCUUUCAGAUGUAA